Molecule: messenger RNA, 3963 nt
Organism: Tigriopus californicus
Lineage: Eukaryota; Metazoa; Arthropoda; Copepoda; Harpacticoida; Harpacticidae
Product: serine-rich adhesin for platelets-like
Exons: 1
Coding region: 897-3815 (972 amino acids)
Molecular function (GO): transcription coactivator activity; protein binding; chromatin DNA binding
Source: RefSeq, a predicted model, not a curated record
AGCUCGACUUUGAGAGCAUGGAAGUUGGACUGAUUAAGUGGCUGAGCAUUCGUGGUCCAAAUUCCAAAGAAUCUCGUCUAAUCGCCACCACCUAAGAGAACCAGAGAAGAUAGAUAUAUCUGCCUUAUACUUGGACUAGAUCGCUUGGACUGUUGAGGCAUCCAAGUUGCUAAAGUUUUAGUCAUUUGCCAAUGAAAUGAGACAAAUAGUCUAUGAUGUCUGCUGGCUCUUGGUGAUCUUUCUGAAAAAUGCUUAGCAACUUUCCUUGCUCGCGAGGGCCUGCCCGUGGAAAAGCCAGCGAACAUCGGUUCGAAGAAGAAUAUGAGGACGAAGACGGACUUGCGAAAGGAAAGUAGACCUACUGCUCUGCACAACCACGUUCCCUCGGACCAAAGCAGCCAUUGCAGAAGCACUCCUGGUGGUUGUAGUUGUGGUGGUGGUGGUGCUGCUGCUGGUUGGGGUGGUACUCGUACGAACAUCUAAACGUACUUACCUACUACUGCAUGCUCUUUUACUCACUCGAACCUAUUGUCGGGGUGGAGAUUGGAGAUACUGUACGUACGUACGAGGUACGUAGAGCAGGGCUCGUCGGUCUCACUCACUCACUCGUUCAAGUCGCGGAACCCACGUAAGCCCUCGAUAGCUCGGUUGGUUCAGGGGGAGACUGAGGGCCAAUCCCUGAUCAAGUCAAACUAGACCCGAACCGAGAGUGAAAAUGGACAUGGAGUCUUUGAAAAUUCGCUGUGUAACAACCGUCCGUCGACACACUUUCGAGGAACGGACGGCCAUAGUGUCAGCCAGCUAAGAACAAGGCCUUUUCCUUGCUGCUAUCGAUUACUUUGCCAAAGACUUUCUGAAUUGAGAGAGUUUGCCAAUUGUUCACACUUCUCACGUUUAUGGUGCCCAAAAAGCAAGUGACCAACGAGACCAUGAGCAGUGGAAGUUCACCCCACCACCCCUCAGAAUCGGGGGCUUUCAGGCCUCCUCCGUGCAAAAGGAAAAAGCUGGACGAGCCAAACAUGCUGGAGGAAGAACAAAACCAAGAGCAAGAGGAGGUAACCAUGCUCUCCAGAACCUUGACAAGGUCGGGCUCAUCAGACUAUCAAAGGUCGGACAUUGAGGUGUCCAACAUCAUGAAGCAAUGGCGACAUUUUCGCAGUGAUCAGCGCUUCACCGACCUAACCGUGUUCUGUGGGCCCAAGGGAACCAAAGUGAAGACCACCAAGUUGCAUCGGCUCAUCUUGGCCAGUUGUAGUGAAUUCCUGUCCGAGCUCCUUCGGGAACGCGAGGAAGCCGUCCUCAUAUUGCCAGACUGUGACCCCGCAGAUUUCUUGAAUCUCGUGGAAAUCCUCUAUGGUGAAAGGGUUUGCUCCCAUGACACUGGCUACCCCAGUGCGGACCUCCUCCAGCUCCUCAAAAUCACGUCUUUUCCCCUGCUGGACAAAGGCACGCCCUAUGCUGACUCAGGAACCGAAAGUGCCGAUGCCGAGUUGGGCUCCUUGUUCCAAGGCCAGGCCCACGAGGAUCUCUUUCUCAAUCAAAACAUUGAAGAGGCAUUGGGGACGCUCAACUUUGAAGACCCCAAUCUCAAUUUGGCCGACGUUAUGCGCGAAGAGGCUCUCAUUCCCGCUAGCACCACCCUGCCUACCAUUGGCACCACCGAAUCCAACGGUCCCAAUCGGAGUGCCAGCAACCAGUCCCUCAAUACCAUGGGGUUCUCGCCCAAUGCCUUCCAGUCAGAUUCUUUUUCCCCCAAUCGGAAACCCAGUGACAAUGAGCCGGUCCCCGUGUUGGUGUCCGAGACAGGCCCUGAACCAGUCUUAGUAGCAAACCCCUUCAGCAUAGCCCCACCUACCCCUUUCAUGGAUCGGCAAGCUGAACAAACCAACCUGCCUCUCUCCAGCCGGAAAAGAGACGGUCGACCCUUGGGCAAGGGGAAACCAAGUAGUUACGUGAAGUCGUUGCAAGGCGAUGAUUCUCAAUCCCUCCCGGGUGCCACUGAUUGGUCCGAUAAUGAGAGUGUGUGCUCAGAUUGGUCGGAUAAUGACGAUACAUUGGGUUGGACCGAUGACGAAGGUGGACUCUCUGGCAAAUCUGGACAUCGUCGAAACAGGUCGGCCUCCUCUGGCCGAGGUGUUAGGUCCAAAUCAAGAGAAUCAAGAAGUGCCACAAGACCACAAGAACCCAAAGAAAAACUGGACCGCCAACCUCGAAAGACAUCAUCAGAGCCUCCUACUUCCUCGAUAGUUCCUUCAGUUCCGGAAGUCAUCAUAGAUUUGAGCGAAGACGAUCCUCCGGCUAGCUCGCAAACGAAUGGAGAAGCCGACGGUGGAUAUGGGGCACUGAGUGAGGGGGGAUACGACAAUGACAUGAAUGACGUGAACAUUUUAGAAUCCUCGGACAUGGAGUUCCAACUUAGAUUAUCCGUGUCGUCGGCUUCGGUCGGCUCCAGAGACUUGAGGGAUUGCUCAAACUCAUUGCCCUCCCUUCCUUCUCGGAGUUCUUCAGUGGGAUCUGAUCUGAACGACACCUUUGGGGAUGAAGAUAUAAUCAGUCUACCCUCACAGGAAGUGGACGUCAUCUCGUUGUCAUCGUCCAAGUGUUCUAGGUCUUCAAAGAGAUCAGUCGGAUCUAUAGCGUCAUAUUCAGCUCCCAAUUUGGCCUUACUCCAGUCAUUCAAGAACAAGAAGGUUCCACCAACCCUCGCCGAGGGAACAAAAUCGAACCAAAUAUCCUCGACAGACACUACGUCAGCGGCUCAACAAUCAAGGGCCAUACCAAUACCAACACAUCAACAACAGCAGGAGCAACAGCAGGAGCAACAGCAACAACAACAACAGGAGCAACAACAACAACAACAAGAGCAACAACAACAACAACAACAACAACAACAAGAGCAACAACAUCAACAACAAAAGCUUCAGAAACAACAACAACCGCCAACAAGACCAUCAGCACCAUCUUCCCCAAGGACGACAUCAUCUACAAAAAGGCCCUCGGUUACAACUUCAACCAAUGCCCCCGUGUCAAAAAGCCAGAAACCAUCCCCGUCAUCUGCGACGGAACGACCUUCAAAAUCAGCCAAAUCUUUGAAGCCUUCUAAAAGCGCUGAAAUUAGCAAAUCAACACCCACAGUCAUUACUCCAAGUGAGUCUAGGCCCAUCACCAAGCCAGAUCAUGCCAACAAGAAGGUCAAAGUGACUAAAACCUCAACCUCGGUCCCCAAGUCCACCCCCAAGACCGCAGCUAAACCAAGCCCCAGCCCCAGUCCCAAACCCAGCCCAAAAGGCAGCCCGAAGCCUAGCACCAGUUCGAACUCCAAGACCUAUCAUAACUCGGACUUAUUUUCAAAGAUCCUCGACCAAAACUCAAAGGUGACUCUAGAAAAGUUGAAAGAUAAACCGAAGCCGAUCAAGAAGAAAGACCCGCCACCAAAUCCAUCAACAACGGCCUCACCCACAAGCAAGAAAACAGAACUGGUCAAAGCUCGGCCAGAGAUAUCCAAAAGUAAUGGAACCGCUUCAAAGUCCGUCAAGGGAUCGACCAAACUCAGAGCUCGCAGUCUCUCCAGUAGUUCCUCUUCGAGCUCAUCCUCCUCUGGGUCUUCGUCUUCGGGAUCAAGUUCGUCCUCAUCUGGAAGCUCAAGUUCUAGCUCAAGCUCCUCGUCGUCCUCAUCUUCUUCAACAAUUUCGAGUAGAGGCAAGGGCAACAAAAAGGUCGUGAUCCCAGUCAAGAGGCAAGACAACCUCGCAAAAUCAAAGGCCUUGAAGGCCAAAAAGAGAAGGCUCUCCGAUUCCAUGUCCGACUCUGAUUGAUUUGAAUGAAAUGCUAAGAAUAUAUAUCUAGUUUUAAAGAGCACAUCUGAUUUAUGUUCAACACCCUGGUAUUAUUUUUCGAGCAAACGAAGGGUAGAAUCCUUCUCGUUGCCUUCAAAGAAAAGAAUAUAUUCAUCUGAAAAAUCAA